Molecule: messenger RNA, 1464 nt
Organism: Chaetomium fimeti
Lineage: Eukaryota; Fungi; Ascomycota; Sordariomycetes; Sordariales; Chaetomiaceae
Product: Alpha/Beta hydrolase protein
Exons: 2
Coding region: 326-1306 (326 amino acids)
Molecular function (GO): hydrolase activity
Source: RefSeq, a predicted model, not a curated record
CGAAGGGGCCAAUAGGAACGAAGACAAGGUUGCGGUCGAGCCCCUUCGAGCGGGACUCGGCCGCCACGCUUCUCUUCCGACGAUUGAUAAUCAAGCUCGGCAAAGAGGUUUGUCAUGCUUGUACAUAUAUGUAUAAUGCGUGGAGUGUCAAGCGGGACAUGUGGGUUUGAAAUGCGCGCUGUACCCAUUGACUACCUACUGAAUCCUCACUUAUCUAUCAUUAACAACGACCUCCCCCCAUUGCCCACCGCUGAUACCUUUUGGUUUUCACAGCCCGCAGCCAUAUUACUUUACACCUCAUCAACUCGCCUACCAAACAAUUAAGAUGGCCGACCUGGCUGAAGCAAGCGCAAGGGUCGCUGCCGACUUGGAAACCAGAUUUGACCGCAUUAAUGUGGCCUACAAAACUGUAAACAACACGGCGCUCGAAACGGCCAUCUUCAUCCCGAAGACGGUCUCCUCAAGCACCGCGGCCGCAACCGCACCGGUAUUGGUUCACUUCCACGGCGGAGCCCUUAUAACGGGCGCUGCUCCCGACCUCCUCUUUCUCGGAGACUGGGUGCGCGACUUCGCCCACACCGCCGGCGCGAUCUUCCUCUCCCCAGCCUACCGCCUCGCGCCCGAAACCCCCGCCGUCGAAAUCCUCGACGACAUCGCCGACUUCUGGACCUGGCUGCACGCGGCGCUGCCGGGCACAAUCCGCGCCCAAUUUCCGCACCUCAGCCCCGACCUCAACCGCAUCGCGGCGAUCGGCGAGAGCGCGGGCGGCUACCUGGCGCUGCAGUCGGCGCUGCAAUUUAGCGGCCCCGCGCGCGGCCUGCGCGCCGUGAUUGCGCAGUACCCGGGCAUCUUCCCGGACCUGCCGGCGUUCAACCCGCGCCCGGACCCGCCCGACGCGGCGCUGGAUGCGGUGGUGGAUGGGUAUGUGCGCGGGCUGGAGCCGGGCGCGAUGAGGGUGGCGACGGCGUGGCCGGGGCUGGCGGAUCUGGCGGUGGCGGCGCUGCAGAAUGGCCGGCUGCGCGGGCUGUUGGGGGAGGAUCCCGAGGGCAGGCUGACGCUGAGGUACGCGCUGGCGAGGGCCGAGGAGGUGCCGCCGGCGGUGUGGGUCAUUCAGGGGGAGCAGGAUACCCUGGUGGCGAAGGAGGCGGCCGAUCAGUUGGUGGAUAUGUUGAAGAGGGAGAGGCCGCGCGCGGUGGUUAGGUAUACCGUUCGGGAGGGGGAUCACGCGUUUGAUGCGGUCAGUUCGCUGCAGGAUGAGUGGCUGGCUGAGGGGGUCGAGUUUAUUAAGGGGCACUGGUUGAAGUAGACACUGUGCUGAGGGAAAGGCCGUGGCUGGUUUUACCAGCGGUCACUGGAAUGCUCAACGCAAACCAUCCUUCAGGCUUUUAGCAGCAAGCACAUACAUAAUUACCCAUGGCCAUGGCUUCUUGGGAACUGCUCCUAAAAUUCAGUCUUCUAACCCCA